UUGCAGUUUGUCCUUCUAAGGCGCCUGUAUUUGACGUACGAAAACAUUUUGGAUUUUUAAAAGUUGGGCGCCUUUUCUACUGCUUCUUUUGUGAUCAAGACAUACAAGACAUAAAUAUUGAUCGAUUAAAGAAUGGACUCUUCUAUUGCCAGUGACGUGAAUGCAUUUAAGACGCCCUGCAAACCAGACAAGAUUAAAAGCCCGCUCUCUGAUGGGGCACCCAGUCCUAGAACCCCCAUAACCAUCCCUGCCUCCCCUUUCAUGAAGAAACUGGGAUGUGGAACUGGGGUGAAUGUUUAUCUCAUGAACAGACUUGGUACAUUUAACCAGUCUCCAUGGGCUGUCAAAAAGAUCAACAGCAAAUGUGCCUUAAAACAGGUGGGUGUAUACCAGAGAAGACUCAGUGACGAGGCAAAGAUCCUGAAAGACCUGCACCACCCAAACAUUGUUGGAUUCCGUGCCUUCACCACUGCCAAGGAUGGCUCCAAGUGCCUGGCCAUGGAGUAUGGUGGGGAGCAGUCCCUGAACGAUCUGAUCGAGAGGAGGAGAGAGGAGGGCCUGAAGGCUUUUCCAGCCGCCACCAUUGACAAAGUGGCCUUACAUGUGGCGCGUGGCCUACAGUACCUUCACAACGCGAAGAAGCUACUACAUGGCGACAUGAAGUCUUGCAAUGUUGUCAUCAAGGGAAACUUUGAGACUGUCAAAAUCUGUGAUGUGGGAGUCUCCUUGCAGUUGGAUGAGAAUAUGAAAGUGAGUAACCCCAAAGCAGAGUAUGUUGGCACUGAGCCCUGGAUGCCCAAGGAAGCUCUGGAGGGAGGAGUGAUCACAGACAAGGCAGACAUCUUUGCCUACGGACUGACCCUGUGGGAGAUGAUGACUCUGGCCAUGCCUCACCUGGAGAUUUUGGACAGUGAGGAGGAGGAGGAGGGGGAUGAUUCAAUGGAGGACGACUUUGAUGAGGAUGCCUACUAUGAGAAGUUGGGCACCCGGCCAGUGCUGGACUCUAACAGUCUUGGGGGAGCCUACCAGAGAAUGGUGGAGCUUUUCUGGCUCUGCACGGAGGAGAAUCCACAGAAACGCCCCUCAGCUACCCAAAUAGUUCAGGUUCUGGAGUCCAACAUGCAGACGGACAACAAAAAUAGCGAGGUAAUUGUCAUAGACUGACCAGUCAUCAAGCCAUACUGUAAUGACUAGACCAGUGUCUGGAAACCUUGACCUUUGUUGUAUUAUUCUGUCCUGUACUCUUCUCUAGGCCUGUACUCCUUUGUCAGGUGAAACUUGUAAAUAAAAUGAUUUGUAUUUCAGUAUGCUGCUAUGAAAACAGAAGGAAUUCAAAGAAGCAGGUUCUCUUCCGGUUAUUUAAACUAGAGUUGACUGAUACUUGAGCAUUUUAGUAGCGUCCUGUGGGCAUACAUGGUUUGUGCUGCAUAAUCUGAAAUGGAAUGUGUAGUGUAGAUUCAUUCUAUGCUGGAACAUUAAGGCUGUAAAGUGUCAUGAAUGCCAAUCAUGUGAUUAAACAAAUUGCUCAGA
Messenger RNA from Salmo salar (Atlantic salmon), 1530 nucleotides. NCBI's taxonomy places the organism in Eukaryota, Metazoa, Chordata, Actinopteri, Salmoniformes, Salmonidae. The record is from RefSeq and is a predicted model, not a curated record.